AUGCGUGCCAACACCCCUGCUGUCAUCGGCCUCGCUGCCGCCACGGCCAGCCUCACCUCCGCCGCCGCCAUCCCUCUCCAACCUCGCGGUGAACCAAUCGGCAUAACCCCUCACGACAAAUACUGCUCCUCCGUCUGCGUUCUCGGCUGCAAAAUCGACAUCAACCGCAUCGCCUACUGGCCGUCCUCCGUCUCCUGCAACGACAUCUGCGUGCGCGUCUCCGCAAACGGCCGCUCCGUCACCCUCCUAAAAUCGAUCAAUCAGGCGGUGCCUACGACAUAA
Messenger RNA from Sordaria macrospora k-hell, 282 nucleotides. RefSeq lists its product as uncharacterized. NCBI's taxonomy places the organism in Eukaryota, Fungi, Ascomycota, Sordariomycetes, Sordariales, Sordariaceae. The record is from RefSeq and is a predicted model, not a curated record.